Messenger RNA from Eutrema salsugineum, 1797 nucleotides. Its product is annotated as protein MODIFIER OF SNC1 11. Lineage: Eukaryota; Viridiplantae; Streptophyta; Magnoliopsida; Brassicales; Brassicaceae. Gene Ontology annotation, cellular component: nucleus. The transcript has 6 exons. The coding region runs from base 106 to 747 and encodes 213 amino acids. The record is from RefSeq and is a predicted model, not a curated record. Gene Ontology annotation, biological process: poly(A)+ mRNA export from nucleus.
GAGACCGGACCCCCGAACCCUAACUGUGGCUAAAUCGCGAAAUCUUAGGAAUCUCUCUCGCUCUCGCUCUCUCUAGGCGCGUAUUUUGAACGGAGCUUCGAUUCUAUGGCGAGCAACGGAGUUAAGGUCACGGCGACGAUGGAGAAUGGCGGAGGACUUUCUACUGGUGAAAACCCUAAGAAAAUCGUAGACCUCAACACUGUGGAGCCAGAUCGUACGGAUGACAUACUCAACGGAGAAGUCAAGGAAUCCGUUGAUGUUUCUGGUGUGAAGAAGGACGAAGCCGACUCUAAGGCUAUUGGAUCGGCUGAUUCUGGGGAUGUAUCUCCGGUCGAUGAUAUUCAGAAGAAGAUUCGACGUGCUGAGAGGUUUGGGGUUUCUGUCAAGUUAACCGAAGAGGAGAAGCGCAAUUCGCGUGCUGAGAGGUUUGGUACUGUAACAGCGGUGAAUGACUCUGCGGGAACGAAGAAAGCAGAGGAAUUGAAGCGAAAGGCUAGAGCUGACAGAUUUGGGGUUCCUGCAUCAUCUCCUACCACUGAUAACACGGAGGAAGAGGCAAAGAAGAAAGCUAGGCUCGCCCGUUUCGGGAAAGAUGGUAAAGUUGAUAUCAAAGUUGAUUCGGCCGAAGAAGAUAAACGCAAAGCUAGGGCACUAAGGUUUUCAAAGCCGUCUUCCGAUUCAUCUUCAGAUUUACCUGCGAAGCAAAUUAUUGGCAAGGAGGCAGCUGUAUCUGGAAACGCUGCCUAAGGUUCCUGAAUAAAGUUCUUCUAUCUUUGCAGUUAGGUAGUGUAGCGUUUUAUGAUUCCCUCUCUGGCCGCUUGAUUCUCUAUUUAUUUCCGAAGUAGAAGUCCUCGUGUGUAGUAUCUUUAUUACGGUUGAAGUCUGGUCGCGGAGCAAGGUUGUGCAGUUAUGCAAUGAUUCUCUCAGAUGGACAGAAGCUAAGGUGUCAUCAGAUGAGAUCUUGAGAAACCAAUAAGUAACCUAUAGCUCUGAGUGUCUUAAAAAAAAAGCAAUUAUCAAUGUGUUAGGACCUAGGAAUUCUGAAGUGGCUGGUGUUGAUGUUUUCCAUGUUGCAGGUGCUUGAAGUGGUAAGUAUAGCUAGUAAUGCCUUUAUUUCAUUUAACUAUAUGUGAAUGUGGAUGGUCCUUUUAACGUUGCAUGUUCGUAUCAAGUACAAACAACAAUAAUAGAGAGUUUGUACUGCAUGUAGCAAACUAUUUUCGGUUAUCAAAGGAAAGACAGUUUUUUUUCACUGAUUUGAAGAUUUUGUUCCUAAGCUAGUAAGAAAGUAGUAGUGUUGAUUGCUUUUGAGCUGUGCCGAUGCGUUUCCUUGAAAAUCAGCCUAUUUUGCUAGCUUAUCUAUCAAAGUAAGUGUUUUGUCAUCUUUAUCUCGUUCCUAAAAUAAGCUGGUUUACUGUCGUCCUGUGCUUGAUUGCGAAUAUUGCAUCAAAAUGGAACCCAUAACCAUUUGUCGUAAUUUGGUUUUCUUAUUGACAUGACCUCUCAAGCCGCUACUUCAGAAUUCCUUAGUUAAGACAUCAUUAGAACUAUAGAGAUACUUGUUGGUUUCCAUUUCUCUGGUCUCUCUAUGGCAGUUGAAAGGAAGAGAACCUCAGAUGCUGAAUCUCUGUUCGCGGGGGCUGUGACUUUUCUGGCAUUCUGAUGCUACACAAUGUCUUAUCUUUCUGUAAUAGAUUAUUGAUAUACUUUGUUGAUACUUUUCUUUCUGAGAAUUUUGAAUCAAGCGCCAGAAAACUGUUACUAAGGGAAUGUAAUGUUCAGUUUUUUUGCUUCUUA